Molecule: messenger RNA, 1690 nt
Organism: Musa acuminata AAA Group (dessert banana)
Lineage: Eukaryota; Viridiplantae; Streptophyta; Magnoliopsida; Zingiberales; Musaceae
Product: probable receptor-like protein kinase At1g80640
Exons: 10
Coding region: 1-1344 (447 amino acids)
Biological process (GO): protein phosphorylation
Molecular function (GO): protein kinase activity; ATP binding
Source: RefSeq, a predicted model, not a curated record
AUGGGGAGGCCGCCGGCACCUCUUCCUCUUCCUUGUAGUUGGAUCCUUGGCCUCUUUCUGUUCAUGUCUCUCGCCGAAGCCGACGCCGAAGGGUCUCCGGCACUGUCCCCCCUCUCCUCCCUUCGAAACCAGGCCUUUCCUCUGUCCUCCUCGUUCCUGGCGCCAGCACCUGCAGUGAUGCAGAUCCACCAUCACCAUUACCACAAAGAAUUGACCGUAGCAAUCGUGCUCGCCUCCGUCGCCGUUAUAGCAAUCAUAUCAUCCACUUUUUGUGCUUGGUUCUUUUGGCGGCGGAGCCGCCAAAUGCUCGACUCCAAAGACAUUGAGAGUUCAGACGCUGCUGGUGGACUCACAUUUGGCCCAGUCUUGAGCAAGUUGAACUCCUUCAAGAUGACGAGCAAGAAAACAUUACUGCCAACCAUCGACUAUGCAUCACUGGAGUCGGCAACCAACAAAUUCAGCGUGAGUAAUAUCUUGGGGGAAGGAGGAUUCAGCCAUGUGUAUAAAGCUACCUUCAACAGGGAGGUUUUUGCUGCAGUGAAGAAACUAGAUGGCUGCGGGCAGGAUUGCGAGAGAGAAUUCGCGAAUGAAAUUGAUUUGCUCGGAAGAGUUCGGCAUCCCAAUAUAGUUCCUCUUCUGGGUUACUGUGUUCAUGGAGAAACCCGGCUGCUCGUUUACGAGUUGAUGCAAAAUGGAUCUUUGGAAACACAGCUGCAUGGACCAUCCCAUGGAUCAGCUUUAACUUGGCAUCUUCGCAUGAAGAUUGCACUUGACAUUGCAAGAGGAUUGGAGUACCUUCAUGAACAUUGUAACCCACCGGUGAUUCAUAGGGAUUUGAAAUCAUCCAAUAUACUCCUAGAUUCGGACUUCAAUGCCAAGAUUUCGGACUUUGGCCUUGCAGUGCUUAGUAGAAACCAUAACAAAGGCACUUUAAAGCUUUCCGGCACUCUUGGAUAUGUAGCUCCAGAGUACCUUUUAGAUGGUAAGCUCACUGAGAAAAGUGAUGUCUAUGCAUUUGGAGUUGUGCUGUUGGAGCUUCUGAUGGGAAGAAAACCAGUUGAAAAGCUGGAAUCAUCUCAGUGCCAGUCAAUUGUGACUUGGGCCAUGCCCCAGCUCACUGACAGAUCGAAAGUUCCAAAUAUAGUAGAUCCAGUUAUCAGGGAUACAAUGGAUCUGAAACACUUAUACCAGGUUGCUGCCGUUGCUGUACUCUGUGUCCAGCAGGAACCUAGUUACAGGCCAUUGAUCACCGAUGUGCUUCAUUCCCUCAUUCCUUUGGUGCCAGUAGAGCUCGGAGGAAUGCUAAGAGUUAUACAGCCAAUACUGACUACAAAUCAAGAAUAAUCUGAUUAUGGAUCAACACGGUGGUACGGCAAUCACCUGGACGUAGCAAGCCUGCUACCACAGCAAUUUCUACUAUGGGUUUCUUUCCCUAUUCUCCCAGUUCAAGUGUCUUCGAUUACCUGCAAAAAGCUUUUCAGUUUUUUACUUCUUCCAGUGGUAAAGUUCAGAGGGAACAGCUUGAGAGGAAAAGUCUUUUUUUCCUUGAGAUGUGUUGUAAAAACCAAUGUAGAUUUAAAUUUUUGCACUCAGGAACAAACUGGUGCCUGCCAGAUCUAAUUAAUUUGAAUAUGAAUUUCACAGAACAAAAUUCAAGAAAGGUCAAACUAUCACACUCGACAUUCUUGAU